AUGGGAUUCCUUUCUAUUCUACCUGCGAACUUGGCUGUGGUCGAAACCUGGAUCACACGCAUAUUCCUCUUUCUCGGCCUCGUAGCCAUCGGCCCAUGGGCAGCGCUGCUCGUCUACGAUCUUAUCCUAUACUGCUGUCGCGCUGGCGCAUACGAGAUACCAGUCAUCGGCGGACGCGCUCGCGGAAAAGCGAGACCACGCGCUCCUAGCCUCACAGAGCGCCCGAGCGGCCACCGUCGGAAGUUCAGUAUUGCCUCUCGAGGCAUCGAAAGGCCGGUUCUGAUCACAGGGGGUACCGACCCUCAGGAUGCUCGGCAUCGUCGUAUAACGGAAGAGAAGACUGCGGAUGUUUCUUGA
This is a messenger RNA of Alternaria ventricosa, 357 nucleotides long. RefSeq lists its product as uncharacterized. Bases 1 to 357 code for a protein of 118 amino acids. The record is from RefSeq and is a predicted model, not a curated record. NCBI's taxonomy places the organism in Eukaryota, Fungi, Ascomycota, Dothideomycetes, Pleosporales, Pleosporaceae. The transcript has 2 exons.